This is a messenger RNA of Ciona intestinalis (vase tunicate), 5418 nucleotides long. NCBI's taxonomy places the organism in Eukaryota, Metazoa, Chordata, Ascidiacea, Phlebobranchia, Cionidae. The record is from RefSeq and is a predicted model, not a curated record.
UCACGUCAACAACAAGCGUGAAGCAAACUCAGUCACUCGGGAUUUUACCGGUUAGGCAGAAGUGGUUGUUGUGCCUACUAUAUCCGGUCGUGGUAGCUGUGCUCUGCUUUUAGCAGAAAGUUGUCACCCUAGACAUAACGGGCGUGUAAAAUCGCAAUGGACUUCAAGCAAUUCUGUGGAGACGAAGUGUUUUUCGACAGUAACAAAGUGUUCAACACUACCAAUCCAAAGUUCAGUCACUGUUUUGAGAAACUUGUAUUUGAUCUUGGGCCAUGUGUUUACCUUUGGCUUUUCUCAAUUCCAUAUUUCUUGGUGACAAGAAACUCAUACCAUUCUCAUAUCCCUGUAUCUGCAUUGUUCAAAGCUAAAUUGUUAUUCACCUUCAUAUUAUGGGCUCUAACUUGGGUUGACCUUGGUCGUGGUAUAUGGGAAUGGUAUAAUCAGAUUCAAAUACUGUAUGUGGAUCUUGUUACUCCACUCAUUGUUGGAGUUACAAUGACAAUUGCGUGUUUCUUCAUUUUCUUUGAUCGAUUGAAAGGAGUUCGAUCAUCAGGGUUACUCACCAUAUUUUGGAUUCUGUUCAUUUUGACUUGGGCUCUUGUGUUUCGAACCAAAGUACAAAUGUUACAAAAUGGGAACCUUUCUUAUGGAGACAUGAUGCGGGUUGUAACUUUCUUCAUCUCAUAUGCUUGCAUCAUUGCUCACUUUAUCAUGAGUUUCUUUGUUGAUUUACCUCCAGCCCAUGAACCUCGGGAUCCUUUCGGAGACGAGCGAACAGAGGAAGAGAUCAUCGCUGACAUGAAGAGAAGAAUAAAUACUUCACCGGAAGUUGCAUCUUCUUUUAUAUCAAGGAUGUUUUUUGAAUGGUUUUCAAAGAUGAUUAUGAGUGGAUACAAACACCCAUUGGUGGAUAAAGACUUGUGGGAUCUCAACCGUGAAGAUAAAUCUGGUCGAAUUUCUAAAAGGUUCUUGAAGAUCUGGAAUGAAGAAAAAGAUAAAUAUGUAAACACCAAUGAAAAUGAUGACGAUGAAACGGCCACUUUUGAAAGCUCUGACAGGGAAGUUCUCAUUGCAACCCCAUCCAGUGGCAAAAAGGUUGGAAAGCCUUCGUUAUUCAAAGCCAUGGUUCGAGCGUUUGGACCUUACUACUUGCUUGGAUCUGUGCUCAAAGUUAUCAAUGAUUUGCUCACAUUUGUGUCUCCACAACUACUCAGCGCUAUGAUUGCAUUCACUUCUGCCAAGUAUGCCCCCAUGUGGCAAGGAUAUGUUCUGGCUGUCCUACUUUUUGUCACAGCAAUUCUACAAAGCAUUGUCCUUCAGCAGUAUUUCCACAUUUGCUUCACUGUGGGCAUGCGAAUGAGAUCUGCUGUUGUGGCUGCUGUGUAUAAAAAGGCAAUGGUGUUAUCCAAUGCUGCACGCAAGGAAAGCACAAUAGGAGAGGUGGUCAACCUUAUGUCUGUAGAUGCACAAAGGUUUAUGGACCUUAUGACAUACCUCAACACUGUAUGGUCAGGACCUUUCCAGAUCACCCUUGCAAUAUAUUUUCUAUGGCAAACCUUGGGAGCAUCUGUUCUAGCUGGACUUGGAGUUAUGUUGUUUCUUAUUCCAAUAAAUGCAUUGAUUGCAAGGAAGACACAUCAACUGCAGGUGAAACAAAUGAAACUGAAGGAUGAAAGAAUUAAACUGAUGAAUGAAAUAUUGAAUGGGAUUAAAGUGUUAAAGAUGUAUGCAUGGGAGAUGUCUUUCAAAGAAAAAGUGCAGACCAUUCGUGACAAGGAACUUUCUGUGUUACGAACCGCUGCUUAUCUUAACGCAGUUGGUUCAUUCACGUGGGUUUGUGCUCCAUUUUUGGUUUCUCUAACCUCGUUUGCUGUUUAUGUUUUAUCUGAUAAAACACACGCACUGACCGCACAAAAAGCUUUUGUGUCACUUUCUCUCUUCAAUAUCCUGAGAUUUCCCCUUGUUAUGCUGCCAGCUGUCAUUGCAGCCAUAGUUCAGGCUAGCGUGAGCUUAAAAAGAUUGAGCAAUUUCCUUGGAGGAGACGAAUUAGAUCCGGAUGCGGUGGAUCGCUCCCCCAAUGCUCCCGGGGAGGUCGUGGAGGUUGAGAAUGCUACGUUCACUUGGAGCAAGGACGAAGAACCGAUCUUAAAAGACAUCAACAUGUCUGUACCACAUGGUUCACUUGUUGCAAUUGUUGGUCAAGUAGGAAGUGGGAAGUCUUCACUCAUAUCAGCUUUGCUUGGAGAUAUGGAGAAAAAAGCUGGGAGUGUGGCGGUUAAGGGAAGUAUUGCUUAUGUUGCCCAGCAAGCUUGGAUUCAAAACCUCACAGUUCAGGAUAAUAUUUUGUUUGGCAAACCACUGGAUGCUUGCUUAUACCAGCAAACUAUCGAGGCGUGUGAGCUGAAGGAAGACUUUGAAAUGCUGCCAGCUGGUGACCAAACUGAGAUAGGGGAAAGGGGCAUCAACCUAUCUGGUGGUCAGAAACAAAGAGUUUCAAUCGCACGAGCUGUGUACCAAGAUUCCGAUGUUUAUUUGUUUGACGAUCCACUUAGCGCGGUUGACGCACACGUCGGGAAAAAUAUUUUUGACAAUGUUCUUGGCCCGCGUGGAUGUCUCAGGAAAAAGACUCGCUUGCUUGUGACACACGGAGUCUCUUUCCUGCCUCAAGUGGACAAAAUCAUUGUACUUGUUGGAGGCAGAAUCUCGGAGGUUGGUAAUUAUGAUGAGUUACUUGAGAAAAAUGGAGAUUUUGCCGAAUUUUUACGAAACUACGCUCAACAAGAUUCUGAUUCUGAGGAAGAAGAUGAAUUAUUAACCCCUUCUUCACCAACAAUCACCAACGACCAGUUUGAACCAGAUGUUGAUGCGGAUGAAGCCGGUUCUGCUGACACCAUCGCAAGCAGAAAGUUCCAGAGACAAUCGAGUCGGAAAAUAAGUUUCGGACGACAAAGAAGUCGAGUUUCCUCUUCUGAGAAUCCGUGUCGAAAACUGAAACGAAAGAAAACUGAUCGUGAUAUUGAUAUCGCUGCUCAGAAGAAAAAAGAAAAAGAAAACAAACUUAUGACGACUGAAACUGCUGAAACUGGCAAUAUCAAGUUUUCCGUUGUUGUAUCAUACAUGAGAUCGGUUGGUUACUUGGUUUGUUUCAUCAUUGCCAUGGCUUACGCUUUACAAAAUGCAGCUCAAGUCUACUCAAGCAUAUGGUUGUCUGAUUGGAGUAAUGACCCGCAGAAUCCCGAUGGCACACAGAAUGGAACAGCAUUAAGAUUAGGUGUAUAUGGUGCACUUGGUAUGACGCAAGCACUUAUGGUCCUCGCAUCCGCUUUCUCUCUCUCCUACGGAUCAGUGAUCGCAUCCACUAUCCUCCACUCAAAGAUGUUGGUCCGCAUCUUCCGUGCUCCCAUGUCUUUCUUCGACACGACUCCUCUUGGUCGUAUCGUCAACAGAUUCAGCAAAGACAUUUACUUGAUUGAUGAAGUAAUUCCGCGAAGUUUCACCGGUUUAUUCAUGACUGGUUUCCAAUGUUUAUCCACGUUUGUAGUCAUCGUAUACAGCACACCCAUAUUUGCAGCCGUUGUUGUUCCAUUGCUUAUUCUCUACUAUUUUGUGCAGAGAUUCUACAUUCGUACUUCUCGUCAAUUAAAAAGAUUAGAAUCCAUCAGUAGAUCACCAAUCUAUUCACACUUCAGUGAAACUAUUGCAGGUGUCAGCACCAUCAGAGCUUAUGGAUUGCAGAAAGGUUUUACGAGAGAAAACGAAUUGAAAUUGGAUACAAACCAGAUGGCUUAUUAUCCCAAUAUUACUUCAAACAGAUGGCUGGCGUUAAGACUUGAAAUUGUUGGAAACUUAAUCGUAUUAUUUGCCGCUGUAUUUGCUGUGGUUGAAAAAAAUAACGGGAGUGUAAAUGCUGGUGUUGUUGGUCUGUCUAUCUCCUAUGCUCUGCAGGUAACCAUGAUGUUGAAUUGGUUGGUACGACAAGCAAGCGAACUUGAAACGAACAUCGUCGCAGUUGAACGAGUUGAGGAAUAUUCGUCCGUAGAUCAAGAGGCACCUCUCACAAUCGAAAGUACACGCCCCCCUUCAAACUGGCCAACCAGAGGCGAGAUAAAGUUUGAGCAUUACAGCACAAGAUAUAGGGAAGGGUUGGAUCUCGUGGUAAAAGAUAUUUCUGUUGAUAUUCUUGGUGGGGAGAAGGUUGGAAUAGUUGGUCGUACGGGGGCUGGUAAGUCAUCCAUGACGCUCGCUUUGUUCCGCAUCAUUGAGUCCGCUGGUGGACAAAUCACAAUCGACGGGAAACAAAUUUCCACUUUGGGGUUGGAGGAUCUCAGGUCAAAGUUGUCCAUUAUUCCUCAGGAUCCUGUCUUGUUCUCUGGUUCUCUGCGAAUGAAUCUUGAUCCGUUUGACCAGUACAAGGACGAUGAAUUAUGGGAUGCAUUGGAACAUUCACAUCUCAAAGAUUAUGUGGUUGGUUUGCCAAAUAAGCUUGAGAAUGAAGUCUCGGAAGGAGGGGAGAAUUUGAGUGUUGGUCAAAGACAGCUAGUUUGUUUGGCACGAGCGUUGUUGCGAAAAUCCAAGAUUCUUGUCUUGGAUGAAGCAACUGCUGCAGUUGAUCUUGAAACGGAUGAUCUUAUUCAGGCAACUAUUAGAGUUCAGUUCUCUGAUUGCACGACCUUCACCAUCGCUCACAGACUAAAUACCAUCAUGGAUAGCACAAGAGUGUUGGUGUUGGAUAAUGGUAGAGUGGCUGAGUUCGAUACACCCGAGAAAUUACUCGAAGCCAAAGGAAUUUUCUACUCCAUGGCAAAAGAUGCUGGCCUUGCAUCAUAAUUGGGGAUAAUCACUUCAUUAUGAUGUCAUAAUGGUAUAAUUGGGUUCCUUCUCUACAGUGUUUGGUAUUCGCUGAUUUAAGAUUCUGUCCGCUAGGGUUCAGUAUUGUUUAAAAUCUAUGCAUAGUCAGCGAGCAUGAUGCAGCGUUUUUUCGACAAAUGUUCUUGAUGCCACCUCGAUAUAAUGCUUUAAAUGAUGUUUGUAAUUUGAUGGGCAGCAUAGAAAUCAAAUUAUGAAUCCCUCUAUUUCUAUGUUAUUUUGUCUGUAAAUAUCUGCAUUUCUACGAUAUACCUAAUUAUUAAUAUACUAUUUAUUCUAAUACUACAUAUAUAUCAUUAGAGCAAAUUAAGAAGCCUGUCUGUUGAAAUUAACGCCUUCUCAGUUAGUAAUUGUUUCAAUUGUUUAAAGUAGUCAUUGUGUAUCAAGUACUUUCUAGUUCACUAUCAACGACUCUUAUCAAGUGAUUAUAAUUUACCACACUACCUAACCAUUGCACAUAUAACCGGAAAUUGCUUUUUUCUCACAAAAUCGAUACAAUAAUGUUACAAGUUUUUUUGUGUUGUAAAUACAAGAAUACAUUCUCAUAUAUUG